Scheffersomyces amazonensis is the source of this 3226-nucleotide messenger RNA. RefSeq names its product Ste13p (gene STE13). Gene Ontology annotation, biological process: proteolysis. Gene Ontology annotation, cellular component: plasma membrane. Gene Ontology annotation, molecular function: serine-type peptidase activity; dipeptidyl-peptidase activity. NCBI's taxonomy places the organism in Eukaryota, Fungi, Ascomycota, Pichiomycetes, Serinales, Debaryomycetaceae. The transcript has a single exon. The record is from RefSeq and is a predicted model, not a curated record. Bases 68 to 3064 code for a protein of 998 amino acids.
CAUAUAUUCACUUAUUCAUUUAUUUAUUUGUCUUAUAACAGUAUAGUAUAGUAAUAUCCUUGUCGUAAUGUUUAAAAGUAUAUUCGGUAAUCGACUACUGUCUAAUGAAGGUAGUACAUCUGACUAUGAAAUGGUAUAUCAAAGUCCCGAAGAUCUUGAAAGACAAAUACCAGUUCCAUUAGAUCGAGUAACUGGUUUAGGUUCAGGAUCUGGUUCUGGAUCAAUUUCAACUCCUAGUCCAAGAAAUGAAUCUGAUAUUGAUAUUGAUAAUGAUAAUGAUAAUGAUAAUGAUACUUUUCAUGAUAGUAAUAGAUCUCGAAGUUCAACCGAUUCACAAUCUUCAGAGAUAUUUCAAGAUAUUCAAUCAUAUUCAGCUAAACAUGAUGAGGAAGUCGAUGAUUUUAGUAAUAAUCCUGUAUUUCAAACUGUUUUAAGUAAAUAUAAAGGUUCUGAUGUGUUUGGUAAACGAAUAUUAAUUGGUAUUUCAUCAAUAAUACUUCUACUAUGGGUGAUUGGUUUAAUUAUAUAUCUGAAUCAAUCAGUCCAUCAAAUCAUAAAUAGUUUUAAAUGGCAAACCAAUGUCCAAGUAAGUGGUCAAAACAUUACAUUAAAUCAAUAUGAUCCAACAUUUUCAAAUGUUACAAUGUUAAAUUAUCAACAUGGUAAAUAUUUUGCAUUUAAAUCUGAAAUUAAUUGGCUCAAACAAAGUCAAUAUCAUAAAAAUCAUCCUGGUGGAGGAUACUUUCUUACUCGAGAAGGUAAACAAUCAUUUGUUAUUAAACAAAUUAAUUCUAAAUUUUCUGAACAACUUAUUGAUGAUGAUCAAUUUACUUACAGAAAUGAUUUCUUUCAUAUUGAAGAUUUAAUAUUAAAUCCUGCUCAUUCAGUUGAAGAUUGGACUAAUAAUUAUCAUAUGGUGGUUAGUGAUAAAGUUACUCAAUGGAGACAUCUGUCAUUUGCAUUAUAUUGGUUAGUAGAACCAAUAACAGGAGAAUUUAUUCCUAUCCAACCUCCAGUUAAUGAAAAAGAAUUAAAUAAUCCAAAUAAUAAUUUAAAACCAGAAUUACUUGAUAAACUUCACUUUGCUGAAUUUUCUCCCAAGGGUGAUCAUAUUGUAUAUGGAUUUGAUCAUGAUUUAUUUAUAAUUGAUUUAAAAACUUUACAAACUAAUCGAAUUACCAAUACAGGAUCUCCUGAUAUUUUCAAUGGUAAAUCAGAUUGGAUUUAUGAAGAAGAGGUAGUUGCUACUGAUAAAUUAUUCUGGUGGUCUCCUGAUCAAGAAAAUUUAAUAUUUGCUUCGAUUAAUGAUACUAAUGUUCCCAAUUAUGAAUUAGAUUAUUAUGUUAAGGAUCGUACUGAAGUGGGGACUCAAUAUAAAGAACUGGAUGAAGUUAAGGUUGAAGAUGUUAAUCAAUAUCCAAUUAAAACCAAUAUAAAAUAUCCUAAACCAGGUCAUUCAAAUCCUAUAGUGACUCUCUAUAAUUAUAAAUUAAAUGAUGAAUCACUUAUUAAGAUAGUUAAUAAUUAUGAUAAUGUGGGUAAUGAAUUUAUUUUAUAUGAUGCUAUAUGGAUUGAUAAUAAUAAUUUUUUAAUGAAACAAACUGAUAGAACAAGUACAAUAUUAACUAAAAAAUUAUAUCAACCAUCUAAAUCAAAUACUGUUUAUGAAAUCAAUUCUAUGAAUGUUACUCAAGAGUAUGGUGGUUGGGUUGAAAAAGUUAGUCCAUUAUUAAUUAUACCUAAUAAAGAUACUAAUAUAAAUUCAUAUAUUGAUAAAAUAGUUAUUGGUGGUAGAACUACUUUAGCGUUAUUUGAUACUGCUUCAUCAAAAACUUAUUCAAAAUUAUUAUUAGAUAAUCCGGAUUGGGAUGUUACUGCUUCAUCUCCAAUUAUAUUUGAUAGUCAACAGAAUUAUAUUUACUUUUUAUCUACCAUUAGAAGUUCAAUGGAUUCUCAUCUUAUGGCUAUAGAUAUAAGUACAGAUGAUGCAAAAUUAAUACCUAUAACUAGUCCAGAACAAGAUGGAAAUUAUUAUGUUAACUUUAGUGAAGAUGGUCAAUAUUUAGAUUUAUAUUAUAAGGGACCAUUACAACCUUGGCAAAGAUUAAUUAAUAUGGCUGAAAUUCAUGAUUAUCUUAAUGAAGAUGAAUCAAGAUUAAGUCAUGGAGCUGAUGAAAUUAUUCAAAAACUGCCAAUUAUAAAUCAUUAUGAAGUAACUAAGGAUAAUUUGAAACAAGUUAAUUUACCCACUCAAGUGUUUAAAACCGUUCAAAUUGAUAAGAAUGCCGAUGGAUCACCAAUUAAUUUGAAUGUAAUAGAAAUAUUACCCCCUAAUUUCAAUCCUGAUAAAGGAUUUAAAUAUCCUCUUCUUGUUCAUGCUUAUGGAGGUCCAGGAUCUCAAACUGUACAAAAAUCAUUUGAUAUUGAUUUUCAACAUGUUGUAAGUGCUACACUUAAUUCAAUUGUUUUAAUUGUAGAUCCAAGAGGUACUGGUGGACAAGGUUGGAAAUUUGCAAAUUUUGCUAAGGAUAAAAUUGGAUAUUGGGAACCAAGAGAUUUAACUACGUAUAUAUCAGAAUAUAUUUCAAAGAAUAAGAAAUUCAUCGAUAAACAAAGAGUUGGUAUUUGGGGAUGGUCAUAUGGAGGAUUCACUACCUUAAAGACUUUAGAAUAUGAUAGUGGAACUACAUUUAAAUAUGGAAUGGCAGUUGCUCCUGUAACCAAUUGGUUAUUUUAUGAUUCUAUUUAUACUGAAAGAUAUAUGAAUGAACCCCAAAAUAAUGAGAAUUAUAACAAAUAUCUGAAAAUAAUUAAUUUUGAUAAUUUUAAAUCAAUUAAUAGAUUUUUAAUAAUGCAUGGAUCAGCUGAUGAUAAUGUUCAUAUUCAAAAUCUGAUGUGGUUAUUAGAUAAUUUUAAUAUGAAUCUGAUUGAAAAUUAUGAUUUUCAUAUAUUCCCCGAUAGUGACCAUGGAAUUUAUUAUCAUAAUGCUCAAUCCAUCAUUUAUGAUAAAUUACUUCAUUGGUUAACAAAUGCAUUUACUGGUCAAUUUGAUAAUUUUAUAUAGACACUGUCUGUCCCAUGUCCCAUGUCCCAAUGCGGUAAUAAAUUUUUCGCAACCCUUUGAGUAUGGGACACGACCACAUUUUUUUUUCACUCAUCGCUCAAAUAAAAAUAUAUUUUUAGUUAGCAUUAAUACUUUAUACCAAUUUAAAUAAUCUCUUAAACC